CCAAGUCCAAAACCGGGUAAUAAUUGGUAAAUACCAAACGCCAAACAGCUGAUCCGUGACGUCACGUUUUCCCCUAUUUUGGUUAAAACCAGAAUCGCAGAAACGCAUUGGUAAAAUACCAACUAAGAACCGUUCCACGCUGAAAAUCGGCUAUAAUCACGACGCAUCAUUUGACAAGUAACACUUUGACAUCAGCUGAUAACAUUUCAAAAGGUGAUGUCAACAAACAGACAACAGUGAAGUUUUUCACAAAAUAAAACAAGAAACAGAUAACAAAAAGAAUAUCAGUUGUCCAGUUUAUGUUAAAUUUAUUAUCAAUAUUGUGGGUGUCUAUUUAUGGGGGCGUAUGGCAUUGUUUUGAGUUUCCUUGCGCAUGUAAACAGCAGCAAUAAUUAAUUCGGAACUAAUUGAAUAUCUUCAGCAGUAAAUCAUGCCUUGCCAGAUUAACCUGACAAGCAUCAAAGAGUUCUUUUACCAAAAAGAUGAUGAGCGAAAUCUGAUUUCUGCAGCAUUUCACAUGAUGACCAUUACUUUGAUUUCAAUGUCCCUUGGUGAUCUUACAUGGUUUAAAAUUGAUGGUCACAACUGUGUGCCUUAUCUGACAUUGGGGCAGUUUUUUUGGUUUGGGUAUUCUGAUGUUGGAGUGGAUUUUACUGAUCUCUCCUGCCUAGAUGGAACAUUAGUAAACCUGAUGAGAAUAAUAAUUCUUAUGUGCUUUAUGGCAAUUCUUUUCUCUCUCAUGGGAUUUUUUUUGGAUGUUAUCGGACCAAAAGCACUGUUAUAUCGAAUGCUAAGAAGGUAUUCUGUGGCAGGCACUGCAACUGUGCUGUUUAUUAUGUCAAUCAUAACAAUGUCAUAUUAUGUGAUAGUGCUGCUACAAAAUGCUAUAGAAUCAGAGUAUCCACGCACUUAUUAUGACAUUUCAUACGGGUUUGGAUUCUAUUUGGUUACAAUUGCUGGUGGUGUUGAAGCCUUAGGUUUACUCUACACUUUAAUCCUACCGUACAGAUCGUCUUACCAAGAAGACGAUCGAUGUCUUAUGGAUGGAUUUGAUGACAUGAGCCACUUCGAAAGCCCCACACCUCCACCGCCUUAUUCCGUUUUGCCACCACCUCCUCCUUAUACACCUUGAUUUCCUUUCGAAUAGAUUUGUAAAAUAAGAAUCUCCUAAUAAUAUAUGGGGUGCUUUAAUUUAAUUCUUGACAAAGUUUUUGCAGAGUUUAACGGUUUAACAAAAUAAUUGUUGUUGUUCUUUUUUGUUAUAAUUAAAGACUUUUUAAUGAACUAGGUGAGAGUAAAUAAUUAUGUUUAUUACAAGAAAAUAUAUGAAUGUUAAAAAUUUCUUAAGAAUGUUAUGUACUUACAAAAUAAUUAUCCGAUAUAUCUAUGCUGAUUUCUAAAUUAUAUAUCCUACUCUUGCUGGUGAUCAUUUAGGUUUGAAAACAACAAUUAUCUUUAAAUUGAACCUAAUUUUAUUUUUUAAGGAUAGAAAAUCGACCAGAAUGUCCAAAUUGGCUGAAUAAAAAAACACAAUUUAGAUCUAAUACUUUAAGUGAACUUAAAAGUUAGUUCGUUUAAUAAUAUAGAUACUAAAAGUAUUUUAUAUUCCAUAUAUAUUUUGCUAUUGUAUAGAAAGCAUUAUCAUUGUGAUAGAGGAUAUAUUUUUUCUAGUCUACAAAACAAAAAAAAGUAGGAUAGGAUAAUAAAAUGGGGUGCAUUUAAUUAUUUUACAGAUAUAUUAAAGUCUUUCCUACAAAUUAACUAAUAGAAUAACUGCACGCUUAACAUUUCCUUUGAAUCUCGUUGUUUAAAAAAAAAUUUAAAUCGUGUGCUAUUUCAUCUAUAUCAUAGCAUGAAAAAGUCCAUAUCGGAACCAAAGAUAAUUUUUGAGAAUUUUUAGUGUAUUUUGUUAGUUUUAAGGUGCAAAACGUGACCAUCUUUCAAAACAAUCAUUUAUCAUCCAACCCGUGUUGUUUGCAAAAUAUUGCAUUAUCUUAACUAGCGGAUUAUUAUUGUAAAGUGAUAUAAGCAUACCUAUAAUUAUUAUAAAUAGUUUUGUAUUGCUUUAGAAGACAAAAUGGGGUAAAUGGGCCUUGGAUUUAUAACAUUCACAAGAACAAACAAAAAAGUAGUAUGUUUCAUACCUAUUGGAUAAUAGAGCCUUUUUAAAAUAUUUUCCCUCUUUGCUCUAAUAAAUUAUACUAAUUGUAAUCCAGUAAGUUUAUAAAAUGACGUGGUUUAGAAAAGGAAUAAAUCAACCCUUUUCUGGUAUACUAAGUUUAUUGAUAAUCUUAAUAAACAACUCAUACUCUUCAUGUGAUACAGCUUUUUAAGAUGCAUGAAAUUUUGUUAAUUAACAACCCAGGAGCAAAAAUAGAUUCGCUUAAUCACAAAAUUAUUUUCUUAUAGCAAAAAUCAUGUAAAUAAUUUUUAAAAAAUUGCAAAUUAAUAAAAAAAAAUUGAUUUAUUCCCUUGCACUAGCGCGACAUUUUAUGAUGCCUCUUAAAUCAUUUUAAGUUAAAAAAGCCGGAUACCCCACUCACCCGGGUGACCUAUUUACCCGGCAUUGUUUUUCUCUACACUGUUGAUGUUUACCCAAAACACUUGUUUUUAAUGGGAUACAGAGUUAAUCCUUUAAAGUUAUAAUAAAUUUUAAUGCCUAAAUUUUAA
Molecule: messenger RNA, 2670 nt
Organism: Anthonomus grandis grandis
Lineage: Eukaryota; Metazoa; Arthropoda; Insecta; Coleoptera; Curculionidae
Product: transmembrane protein 127-like
Exons: 5
Coding region: 431-1132 (233 amino acids)
Biological process (GO): negative regulation of cell population proliferation; negative regulation of TOR signaling
Cellular component (GO): membrane
Source: RefSeq, a predicted model, not a curated record